CAAUCCUACCCACCUGUAAAACGCCACAGGGACUGUUUGUCAUUCUAUGAUAAGACUUAAUUACUUUUCAACUCGGAGACGUUUGAGUCUGAGAAUUGCUUUCUUCGAGAGGAUAAAAAACGAAUAUCGACAAUGGUUUGCGGAGGAUUUGUUUGCACGAAGAAUUCCCUAUGCGCUCUGAACAUACUUUAUGUUAUGGUGAGCUUGCUGCUGAUUGGAGUAGCUGCUUGGGGGAAAUGGUUUGGCCUGGUCUCCAGUUUUCGGGUGGUGGCUGGAAUCAUUGGUGUGGGCAUCUUCCUGUUAUUUGUGGCCUUCGUGGGCCUCUGUGGUGCCCUGAAGCACCACCAGGUCCUGCUGUUCUUUUACAUGAUUAUCCUGUUCCUGGUGUUCAUGGUUCAGCUGUCAGUGUCUGCUGCAUGUCUGGCUAUCAAUAAAGAGCAGCAGAAAGAACUCCUAGAGGUAGGCUGGAACAAGUCCGAGGCCACUCAGAAGGAUGUGGAGAAAACUCUAAACUGCUGUGGCUUCUUCCAUCCGAACUAUAAUGGCACCUGUGACGCGGACUGUUUCUCCAAACCAUUAUCCUGCAACCCCUGUGGUCCAAUCAUCCAAAGUCAUGCUGAGGAGGUUUUACGCUUUGUGGGUGGGAUUGGAUGCUUCUUCAGCUUCACAGAGAUCCUGGGAGUGUGGCUAACUCACAGAUACAGAAAUCAGAAGGAUUCCCGUCCAAACUCUGGUGCAUUUCUAUAACUAGCUUGUUCAUAAACUCAAAUUUGCACUGUCAUGCAUUUGUAUUUAGAUCCUGUGUGACUUUUAUCUUACGAUUAUUGUAUGUUUCCUAUUUGGAUAUUUUCAUUGCUGUGAUAAAUAUAACUAUGCGUUGAUAUAUCUAAUA
Molecule: messenger RNA, 892 nt
Organism: Oncorhynchus nerka (sockeye salmon)
Lineage: Eukaryota; Metazoa; Chordata; Actinopteri; Salmoniformes; Salmonidae
Product: tetraspanin-13-like
Exons: 6
Coding region: 133-747 (204 amino acids)
Cellular component (GO): plasma membrane
Source: RefSeq, a predicted model, not a curated record